Hemiscyllium ocellatum (epaulette shark) is the source of this 1769-nucleotide messenger RNA. Its product is annotated as neuropeptide Y receptor type 4-2-like. Gene Ontology annotation, cellular component: neuron projection; plasma membrane. The transcript has 2 exons. Lineage: Eukaryota; Metazoa; Chordata; Chondrichthyes; Orectolobiformes; Hemiscylliidae. The coding region runs from base 234 to 1340 and encodes 368 amino acids. Gene Ontology annotation, biological process: G protein-coupled receptor signaling pathway. Gene Ontology annotation, molecular function: neuropeptide binding; pancreatic polypeptide receptor activity. The record is from RefSeq and is a predicted model, not a curated record.
CACACAGACUGCAAACACAGCGCUCUGGAAAGCUCCGAAUUGUGCUUCCUGCUCGGAGCUGUCUGGGAAGGUUAAGCUCCUAACGCAGGACUGCCCCAACAUCAAAGUCAACGUUCCCGGUCAAUGCCUGCUGCACUCCCGGUGUGAAAGAGACAGUCAUGUUGACCUGGUGCGUAAUCCCCUCCGGUGUUUGACAGUGACCGCGGGAAAGACAGUGCCAACCAUCCCGGGCCAUGGAGGCUCCAGUUCUCCCAUCUGCCAAUGCCUCCAUCUCUGGCAAUGCCACGGGCUGGGAGCACUUUCUGGAUUUUGGCAAUCCGUGCCCAGCAUCAGCGGCCCUCACCGCCUUCCUGCUGGCCUCUUACAGUGCCGUGCUGCUGGUGGGUUUACUGGGAAACAUCUCCCUGAUCUGUGUGAUCGCCAGGCAGGAGAGGAACAACGUGACCAACUUGCUGAUCGCCAACCUGUCGCUGUCCGAUCUGACCAUCUGUAUCUUCUGCCUGCCUUUCACAGUGGCCUAUACCCUGAUGGACUAUUGGGCUUUCGGGGAAGUGCUGUGUAAGACGGUGCCGUUUUUCCAGUGCCUGUCGGUGACAGUGUCUGUACUUUCCCUGGUCAUGAUUGCCCUGGAAAGGCACCAACUCAUUCUGCACCCCACCGGCUGGAAACCCAGUGUCCCUCAAGCUUACCUGGCGCUGCUGCUCACCUGGAGCCUGGGCUGUGCCGUCUCCCUGCCCUUUGUGUUCUUUCAUGUGCUCACGGAUGAACCUUUCUUGGACCUUCCUGUUCCCCUGGCGUCCCUGGUGAAGGAGGCAGUCUGUACAGAGUCCUGGCCAUCCAGGAAGCAGAAGCUGGUUUACACCACCUGGCUGCUCGCCUUCCAGUACUGUGUGCCUCUGGCUUUCAUUACAGUCUGUUACGGCAGGAUAUACUGGAGGCUUAGGACAAGGAGGGACUUGCUGGACAGAGCAGGCGAGGAGAACCGCAAACUGGCGAACAGCCGGCGGAUCACGCUGCUGCUGGGCUUCUUGGUGGUGGGCUUUGGGAUCUGCUGGUUCCCGCUGCAUGUUUUCAACGCGGUCAUGGACUGGGAUGUGCAAAUAGUAAUGCACUGUCAGCACAAUCUCAUCUUCUCCCUGUGUCACCUGGCGGGUAUGGUUUCCACCUGCAUCAACCCCAUCAUCUACGGCUUCCUGAACAAUAACUUCAAGGGGGAGCUCCGGAGCAUUAUCCUGAGGUGCAGAUGGAGCAGCAAAGAAGAUGGCGAGCACUUCCCCCUGUCCACCAUGAACACUGAACUCUCCAAGGCCUCUCUCAGACUGAGUUGCAGGAGCAAAUGAUGGACACACUGGUCCAACAGAAAGCGCUCAAACUGAAAGAAGGCUUGGGAAGGUGACACAUAAUCACUGCUUUGGUUUGUUCUGUGUUAGAUCUCACCUCUUUAAUUAUGUCUGAAAUAUCAAAACGUGGUCUGUGUAAUGAAGCGUCUCUGAUAGCAAUUGUAUUUCAACCGGAAUUGGACAGGGCUCCCUAAUUUUCGGGUUCAAACCUUCCAACCAGCAGCAAAUAAACCCAUUGCAAAACUGAGUUCGUUUAACUUUGAGAAUCCUUUAGUGUAACAUUCCCAUUUAUUGGAACGUGGUUCCAUGUAUCAGCAAUGAGAUUCUCACUUGGCUCCGCUGCUUUCCGCAUUAACACCUUCCUUUCUGUACAGCCGAGGCACAUUGGAAAUAUGCAGCACCAGUCUGAUCGCAAGAAUAUCCGAAAUA